Molecule: messenger RNA, 864 nt
Organism: Pistacia vera
Lineage: Eukaryota; Viridiplantae; Streptophyta; Magnoliopsida; Sapindales; Anacardiaceae
Exons: 1
Coding region: 1-864 (287 amino acids)
Source: RefSeq, a predicted model, not a curated record
AUGGGAUCCACCGUCAAAUGGCCUGGUAAACUCAAUCCCGAGGCAAGGAGAGACGCAACCAAGUGGUACGAAUUCCACAACGAUCAAGGGCACAACACCACGGACUGUAUCGCAUUGCGGCUCGAGGUUGCCGCACUUUUAAAGAGGGGACAUCUCCGGGACCUACUCACUGACAAGGGGAAGAACACCAUUAGCCAGAAGGGCCCCAAACAACCGUCGCCCCCUCCGCGAGAACCCACACCUAAGGGUUUCUGCUCACGCAUCUCCGGGGGAUUAGAAAUCAGUGGGGCAAGUUACUCAUUGGCCAAACGGCAUGCUAAAACCAACAACCAUGAAAUCCAGUCCGUCCAUCCGGUCUCGAGGUCAUACUCUCAUCAAGUGAUUCAGUUCGAAGAUGACGAACCGGUCACCCUGGCCAUUCCUUACCACGAUGCCUUAGUCCUCUCCCUGCAAAUAGCCAACAUCCUAGUGAAUAGGGUGUUCGUAGAUAGAGGUUCAUCAGCAAAUAUCCUAUUCCUCAAAGCAGUAAAAGCAAUGGGGCUGGAAGAAGCAAAUAUCAACAGACGACCGACACUGCUGGUUGGAUUCAACUCGGAACAGAAAUACACUAUCGGGGAGAUCAUCAUUCCUAUCUAUGCCGGCGGAGUAAACAAACAGAUAGUCUUCUCGGUGAUCGACUGCCCAUCCCUCUACAACGUCAUUCUGGGCCACCCCUGGAUCCAUGACAUGCGGGCAGUGCCAUCUACCUUCCAUCAGACAAUCAGGUUCCCAACCAAAUGGGUAGUGCGGGAGAUCAAGGGUGACCCUAAAGCUUCCAGGGAUUGCUAUAAGAACGCCUUCAAAAGCAAGGGAAACUCUUUAUAG